ACUCUCCCUAUAUUCUGCAGUUGAACAGUAGGCUUUAAAAUUCUGCAGUAUUUCUCACACCUAUAUCAACGCACAUUGACUCUCAAUUCUCUCUCUUUCUCUCUCUAAAUUCUCGCAAUCCCCAAAUUUUAGGGUUCUAUUUUAAUCAUCGACAUCAGUCCUGGCCUUGACUGUUCAGUGCUUUGUCUUAAUUUUGACGGAGGUGGGUGCCGAGAAGUUCUUGGAUUCAAAUGGAUUGAUGUGAUUGUGAUUUGAAAAGGCCUUGCUUGUUUGUGGCUUCUGUAAGGGAACAUUGGUUCAGGGCUUGUGCAUAAUUACAGGAGCAUGCAAUCCAAGUCUAAAAGCGUCCACCAAGGAGAAGCGGCCGGCCUUUACAAUGUUGCAAACUCCACUUCUGAUCCUUGGUGGAACAAUACUGGAUAUAAUUCCUUUUCCCCAGCUAUGAUGAGGGGAAAUGCAUCAGAUUCGUCAUCCCUGGAACAAUCUGUGGAUGGACAGUCACAAUCUGAAGGUGGGAUAAAUGAGGAAGAUGAUGAUACUACCAAAAAAUCGCCAACUGGUACACCUCUGCAGCCAGAUAGACGCUAUGGGAGGGAGGGUCCAAAACUCCAGCAAGUUCCACCUACCUUACAUCCAAGAAAUGAUGGGAACUUUACUCAUGCCCCGCAGCUUGAGCUUGUUGGGCACUCAGUUGCUUGCGGCUCAAAUCCAUAUGAUCAAUAUUAUGGAGGAAUGAUGGCUGCUUAUGCCCAGUCUUUGGUUCCUCCGUAUUUACAUGAUAUGCAUCAUGCAAGAAUGCCACUGCCCCUGGAAAUGGCACAGGAGCCUGUAUAUGUGAAUGCCAAGCAGUACCAUGGUAUUCUGAGGAGGCGACAGUCACGUGCUAAAGCGGAGCUUGAAAAGAAGUUGAUAAAAGUCCGUAAGCCUUAUCUCCAUGAGUCUCGUCACCAGCAUGCCUUGAGGAGGGCAAGGGGCACUGGGGGACGUUUUGCAAAGAAGUCUGAUUCAGAUACUUCUAAGGGGACAGAUUCUGGCUCGGCUAUCAUGUCACAGUCUAUCAGUUCAUCAGGUUCUGGACCAUUUCUCUCCGACUCCAGUGGAGCAAAAGUGCCUGAUGCUCAGGAUUUGUACAACAGUGAUAUUGGAAAUUUUAGAAAUCAAACCAACUGGCAGGUACAGGCAAAUCAGCGUCGUUCCGCUGAGACGGGAGAAGGACCCACUUCAAGUCAGAAGUGGGGAAAUAUUCCACCUAACCGUGCACUUGCUAUGCCGUGAACUCACACUUAUAGUGUGUGGGUAGGGGGUGGUUGGUGACCAGAGAAAGGCAGCUGGUUACUCGUUUAAACCUUGGCUUUCCGGAGCUGGGCGGCAAUUCAUUCUUGGCUGUUUUUAUUUUAGUGUGUGGGGGAGGAGUAAUGGGGAUUCUUCUAGCCCCUUUCUUUGAACUACUAUUGUUCUUCCCUUCUGUACAAAAUGUCAUUAGAGAUGAAGGUUGAGUAGGAAAAAGACCUGGUAAUAGCUGGAGUACCUGUAGAGUUCUAGGGGAAGCAUCUAUGUACUACUUGCAGUUGUCUUGUUUUCGAUUUCAAAAUGUGAAAACUUUUGUGUUGAUUA
Molecule: messenger RNA, 1614 nt
Organism: Sesamum indicum (sesame)
Lineage: Eukaryota; Viridiplantae; Streptophyta; Magnoliopsida; Lamiales; Pedaliaceae
Product: nuclear transcription factor Y subunit A-1
Biological process (GO): regulation of DNA-templated transcription
Cellular component (GO): CCAAT-binding factor complex
Molecular function (GO): DNA-binding transcription factor activity; DNA binding
Source: RefSeq, a predicted model, not a curated record